Molecule: messenger RNA, 812 nt
Organism: Protobothrops mucrosquamatus (brown spotted pit viper)
Lineage: Eukaryota; Metazoa; Chordata; Lepidosauria; Squamata; Viperidae
Product: NADH dehydrogenase [ubiquinone] 1 alpha subcomplex subunit 9, mitochondrial-like
Exons: 9
Cellular component (GO): mitochondrion
Molecular function (GO): protein-containing complex binding
Source: RefSeq, a predicted model, not a curated record
GCUAUGGCAUUCCUGCAGGGGUGUUGUCGCUUCUUCAACAAGAUCGCUCCAUUCACUAUUCGGUGAUGCCUCAUGGGCGCAGUGGACGUUCCUCCGUCAGUGGCAUUGUGGCCACAGUCUUUGGGGCCACAGGAUUUCUGGGCCGAUAUAUUGUUAACCACCUAGGCCGUAUCGGUUCCCAAGUCGUCAUCCCGUACCGCUGUGACGAGUACGAUCUCCUGUACCUUCGGCCCAUGGGGGACCUAGGACAGCUUAUUUUUAUGGAAUGGGAUGCGCGCGACAAGGAUUCUACCUGGAGAGCUGUCGAAAAUAGCCACGUGGUAAUCAACCUUGUCGGAAGAGACUGGGAAACCAGUCGUGUCCAGGCAGAAGGAGAAAAAGUUGUCAGGGCGGAAUUUCCAGAUGCCAUCAUUAUGAAGCCUUCUGAUAUAUACGGGAGAGAAGACAGGUUCUUAAACUAUUACGCCGGGUUGCGACGGUUUGGCGGAGUACCCAUUGUUGGUUUUGGCAAGAAAACUGUGAAGCAGCCUGUCUACGUGGUUGAUGUAGCCCGGGCAGUAAUGAAUGCUAUCAAGGACCCUGAUUCUAAAGGAAAAACAUAUGCACUGGUUGGCCCUCACAGGUACUUCUUGUAUGACAUGAUCAAGUUCCUGUACUCGGUCAUGCACAGACCCUUCCUCACGUACCCCCUGCCUCGUCCCCUCUUCCUUUUCAUUGCGAGAUUUUUUGAGAUGACUCCAUUUGAGCCCUCGAUCACAAGAGACAAAGUGGAUCGGGUGAGUGCAGAGCUGCAAAACAUUUCUACUUUUUCG